AUGGACUACGCAGCAAAGGGUGACGAGGCUCUCGCCCAAUCCAAUGCCCCCCUCGCUUUUGAACACUUCACGCGCGCCCUGAUCCAGCAUCCCCGCUCCCCGCAAUACUACAUCCAGCGCGCCACAGCCUGCGGACGCCUGAAGCCAGAGCAUGGCGGGCCGAACUCCAGCCUUGCCCUGCACGACUCAGAAAUCGCCCUAGUGCUUGCCGUUGAACGUGGCAAGCGCGAGCUCAUCCUAGCAGCGCAGUUCCGCCGCGCGGUCUCGCUUUUCCAGCUUGAGCGCUAUGGGGACGCAUCAUACCUCUUCAAGCUGCUGGAAGAGAAGUCGGCCGCGACAAAAAAUACCCAGGAUGAUAGCAAAGAGGCCAAGCUUCAGACUGCUAUGAAGGGUGGGAAGGGCAACUUGUACGAGACCCAGUUACCCAUCUGGAUGAUGAAGGCCGAUCGCAAAUUGAAGGAACUUCCUGAGGGCGAAGCCAAAGCCAAUGUCUCUGUUGUUGAAUACCCUAAGAAUGUCAGUAUUCCUGGUGAAGAACAGUUGAAGGCCGAGCUGGCUGGAAAGCUUGGAACUCCUGCGUCUGUCCUUGAGCAGUCGGCUCAGGCUACUGCUGCUCCGAGCGCGGCGAGUGAUACUCCGAGGCCCGCGGCUAGCUCUGCUACUCCUCCUACACCUGCUGUUCCGGAGAAGGUCCGCCAUGAGUGGUACCAGUCCCAGGACUCUGUUGUCGUCACACUCUAUGUGAAGAACGUCCCUAAGGGCAAGGUGGAGACUGACUUGAAGGAUGACUCGUUGUCUCUCCAAUUCCCUCUUCCCUCGGGCUCUGCCUACGACUUUACCCUCGACCCCCUCUACGCCCCCAUCGACGCCUCCACCUCCAAAGUCUCCGUCAUGGGCACCAAAAUAGAAAUCACCCUCCAAAAGAAAACACCCGGUCAGAAAUGGGGCUCACUCGAAGGCUCCAGCGAAAGCGUGAAGCUCACCCAGCGCCCUGCUGCCUCUACGGCAUCAGCCGGUCCCUCAUAUCCGACCUCAUCUCGCCACGGCACCAAGGACUGGGACAAGGUUGCGUCCAACCUUACCACUAAGACAACCAAAAAGGAGGACGGAAAAGAUGACGGCAAUGAAUCCGACGGCUCGGAUGUUGGCGGUGAUGCCGUUGACGGUUUUUUCAAGAAGCUGUACAAGGGUGCUGACGAUGAUACCCGCCGCGCUAUGAUGAAGAGCUACAUCGAGAGUAACGGAACUUCGCUGAGUACCAACUGGUCUGAGGUUGGAAGCAAGACGAUGGAGCCUCACCCUCCCUCCUAA
Messenger RNA from Penicillium atrosanguineum, 1311 nucleotides. Its product is annotated as co-chaperone SGT1. The transcript is spliced from 2 exons. The record is from RefSeq and is a predicted model, not a curated record. Gene Ontology annotation, biological process: protein stabilization. Gene Ontology annotation, molecular function: protein-folding chaperone binding. Lineage: Eukaryota; Fungi; Ascomycota; Eurotiomycetes; Eurotiales; Aspergillaceae. Bases 1 to 1311 code for a protein of 436 amino acids.